AUGCCUCCCAAAGCCCCCACUCACAUCGAGCACAACGUCUUCAUCACAUCUUCAGUCACCUUUGACAACAAGAAAGACGAUUUCGGAAGACUUCAGAUCUACCAAGUCUUCUCCUCGCUUGACGAAGCCAACGACUUCUGUGCCGCCAAAGCUGAUGAGCUUGCUCUCAGUCUCGACAUCGAGGCUCCCACACCUACAUUGAAGAAUUACACCAACGAAGGCGCCUUCAGAAUGGAGUUACCCUUGGAGAACCGAAGCAGAGAUGUCACCGUCGAGACGCUCAUCAUGCCUCUCAUGGGCGGCGUCAUUAAGCACGACAAACCAGUCUCUCGCAAGACGCCAAAGUCGAAACAGUCUUCCAAAUCGAAAACCAAUGACGAUGAAGAAGAUGAUCAGGACGUUGAUAUGGAUCUCGACACAAAGACCAAGACCACCAAAGCCAAAACUCGCAAGAACUCCAAGCCGAAACUCGACACAGAAGUCACCGAAGCCGACAUCGCUGCAGCUCCCACUGGCGCUCGUAAUUGCCUUGGUGGUUUCCCCUACACUGUCUUCGGCCACCAUACAUACUGGAGUGAAGAACAGUUCAGAGUCAUCGUCAGAACCUUCGGAGGCACAGUCAACAAAACUUUGCCCGUCUACAACAACAACCCCGAUCACAAGCUCAUACUGGGUUCCGACGUGCCUUCGAGGCUCCUGGGUCGCAUCAAGCAGAAAGAAUUCAAACCAAUUACGCCGGACCAAUUCCUUGCUCACCUCACUCGUAUGUCUAACCUGGCCGAUCCAACUAGUGCUUCGCGUAUCACCAGCGAGGAGGUUGCUAAGCUCUGCAAGAUGGUGCCUGGAAAACCCGUCGUCAGAACUAGAGAGGAUACAGACAGCGAUGACGCUUCAGAGUAG
Molecule: messenger RNA, 900 nt
Organism: Aureobasidium musti
Lineage: Eukaryota; Fungi; Ascomycota; Dothideomycetes; Dothideales; Saccotheciaceae
Source: the annotation of a GenBank genome assembly